This is a messenger RNA of Emericellopsis cladophorae, 1281 nucleotides long. Its product is annotated as PesA. The record is from RefSeq and is a predicted model, not a curated record. Gene Ontology annotation, molecular function: FAD binding. The transcript is spliced from 2 exons. NCBI's taxonomy places the organism in Eukaryota, Fungi, Ascomycota, Sordariomycetes, Hypocreales, Bionectriaceae. Bases 1 to 1281 code for a protein of 426 amino acids. Gene Ontology annotation, biological process: secondary metabolite biosynthetic process.
AUGGCAAGCGACACUCGUCGUCUAAGAGUUGGCAUCAUCGGUGGCGGCCUCGCCGGUGCAGGCGUUGCGAAUGCUCUCAUUCAAUCGCCUCAUCUCGAUGUGCACGUUUUCGAGUCAGCACCAGAGUUCUCCGAGAGGGGAGCGGCCAUAGGCCUAUCUGCCAACGCUCAACUGGCGUUGAGAGAGAUCACCCCAUCGGCCGAGGACUCGAUGAGAAAAGCAGGCGGCGUGCCGAUGAACUCAUCGAGGAUCAUGGUCGGCUCGGGUGAGCAAGCGGGAACGCUGGUCUUUGACCUCGCAGGAGCAGGCAUGGAUCCAGGCAUCAUCUUCCACCGUGCUUCUCUGUUGCGCGAGCUUCUGGCGCCCUUGCCUCAACAUGUCUUACACCCGCACAAGAGGCUUGAUGUAAUCACCCCUCAAGACGACGGCAGUGUAGCAGUGUCAUUCGCCGACGGCACAGUGCUCACCUUCGACGCUGUCAUUGGCGCAGACGGCAUUUCCAGCUCAGUGCGGUCACAUGUGCUUGGGGAAGAGGCGUUCAAGCACGCAGCAACGCCCGGGGGUUUUUGGGAUGCGAGGGCGCUGGUCUCCUUAGACAAAGCGAAAGCAACCCUGGGUGAGGAUCUCUUUGAGCUGGAUCGACAAUAUGGGUGGGCGGGCGACGGCGCCUUCAUCAUGCACGAUGUCCUGGAAGACCGCUCGCUCGUGCAAGUCGUCGUGUCAGCCGUUGAGCACGACCAUCCCACAGACCGAAAACGGCCUUUGACAAAGGAUGUUCUCGACGCCAAGUUCAAGAACUGGCCCGACAUCCCCGUGGCCCAGGGGGUGAAACAGCUACUUCUUGACGAUGCAGAGCCCGUAGCUUGGUCGCAGUGGGAGCACAAAUCGACGCCCACCUACGCCAAUCACCAUGUCUGCAUUGUUGGCGACGCAGCUCAUGCCACGACCCCAUGGCAGGGUGCUGGCGCCGGCCAGGCUCUCGAGGACGCCAUGAUACUAGGCGCCUUGUUCAGCAAAGUGCGUAGUGCAUCAGACGUGGCGGCCGCAUUCAAGGCCUUUGAUGCGGUGAGAAGGCCGCGUGCCCAACAAGUGAUAGACUCGAGCAGAGGAACCGGGGCCAUCAUGUGCGGGCAGGACAGAGAGUUGGGACUUGAUGCAACCAAGCUGGCAGGCGGUUUGGCGCCACGAUGGGGGUUCAUCUUCGCCUUGACCAUGACGGACCACAAGGAACAAGCCCUUGCGCAGUUGCAUGAGUUUCAGAAGCGCAACGUGGCAUUGUAG